AGUCGUCUCUUGUGUGUCAUGUAGAGAUUAACAGGAAGCUGUUGCUGUGGCUCUCUGUGAGCGGAAGCCAUCGCAGUACGUGGUGUCAGUGCCUCUAAAAACAGACAGAAGCGUGUUUGAUCUGAGAGGAGAGGAGCUGAUGGACAGUGAAGGAGACGCUGGAGAUUGUUCGCUGGAGGAGUUUCCCUCGAGCCCAGCGGAGGCCGAGCAUGUGGAUUCGGAUGGUUUUUCCGUCCUGGAGCAGCUGGGACUGGACCAGAACUCAGAUUUGUCAGACUCCUGCGUGCAGCAGCGGUUGGACGAGCAGCGAGAGAAGAUCCGGAGGGAGAUCCGUAAGGAGCUGAAGAUAAAAGCGGGCGCGGAGAACCUGCGACGGGCCACCACCGACAAACGCAACGCCCAGCAGGUGGAGAGCCAGUUACGCAGCUCCAGCCGCAAACUAGACACGCUCCACGCUCAACUGCAAGAGCUGGAUGCCCACAUCGUGGUCAAGGGUCACGACGACAGCAAAGAUGACCUUCAGUCUCUCGGGACGCCAGGUCGCUCCUCAGCCAAUCAGGACAGGAUUAAAGCUCUGGAGCGACAGCUCAACAUUGAACUCAAGGUCAAACAGGGGGCAGAGAACAUGAUCCCCAUCUACGCCAAUGGGGUUACCAAGGAUAAAAAGCUGCUCCAGUCAGCUCAGCAGAUGCUGCAGGACAGUAAAACGAAGAUCGACAUCAUCCGUAUGCAGAUUCGUAAAGCCAUGCAGGCCACCGAACAGACAGAAGACACUCAGGGUAAGCCGGAUCUGUGUGGGGUGGAGCUCCGUAUCGAGGAGCUCUGGCAUCAUUACCGUGUUGAACAUGCCAUGGCCGAGGGCGCCAAAAACAUGCUGAGGCUUCUGGGAGCUGGAAAAGCACAGGACAAGAAGGCCAUUGCUGAGGCUCAGUCUCGCCUCAGCGAAGCGUCCCAGCGCCUAGAUCUUCUGCGGGUGUCGUUAGAGCAGCGUUUGGUCAGUCUGCCGGAAGACCAUCCCAAAGUGUGUCUGAUCAAGGAGGAGUUAGUGCUGGCCUCGUCGUCGGCCUUCAGCUCUCGUCACAGCGCCCCCUAUGUCCACAAUCAGUACAGCACCCUCAGCAAACCGUCGCCGCUCACCGGGACGCUGCAGGUGCGUCUGCUGGGGUGCGUGGGCUUGCUGGAGGUGGUCCCGGGCCGCAGUCGCACCUCUCCGCUGGUCUUACCUCACAGUCCCGGGGACGGACGGCCCUUCAAGCUCACUCUGAGCAGCAGAAACAGCAGCUUCAGCCUGAAGAUUCCCAGCAAGAGCGAAGAGCUGUCCUCGGAGGUGAGCGCCGUGUUGAAGCUGGAGAACUGUGUGGUGGGACAGACGUGCUGGAAGAGUGUGGGGGAACAGACCUGGGAUCAGACCUUCACUCUGGAGCUGGAGAGAUCCAGAGAGAUGGAGAUCGCCGUGUACUGGAGAGAUUAUCGAUCUCUGUGUGCCCUGAAAUUUCUCAAGUUGGAGGAUUUCCUGGACAACCAGAAACACAGAGUGCAGCUGGAGCUGGAGCCGCAGGGGCUGCUGCUGGCGGAGGUUACUUUCUUCAACCCCGUGAUCGAGAGAGCUCCGCGGCUAAAACGACAGAAGAAAGUUUUCUCCAAACAGCAGGGAAAAGCGUUCUUGCGAGCUCGGCAGAUGAACGUCGAUAUCGGCACAUGGGUGAGGCUAUUGAGGAAUGCCAUACCAACCGUCAAUAACACAGGAACCUACAGCCCUCACGCACACACAGUACAGACAGGGGAGAUAUCAGUGGAGAAGUUGAGUUUAGACUAUGACUCGCCGAUGAAGGUGGACAUUCGUCGAGAUGUGCCGGAUACAAGCACUCCAGAGCGUCAACCCGCCACUGAUCCAGUCUCCGCCCCGGACGUCACCACACCUGAACGCCAAAUCAGAACACAUUCACUGAGCAGCAAACAGAAGAAGACUCCUUUGAGCCUGCAGGACUUCCGACUAAUAGCUGUUCUUGGCAGAGGCCAUUUUGGAAAGGUGCUUUUGGCGGAAUACAAGAAGUCAGGUAAUAUGUACGCCAUUAAAGNNAUGACAUUUUUCUCGUUUCUCUCUCUUUUCUCCCUUAGUUUGAUGUGCGAGAAGCGUAUUUUCGAGACGGUGAACAGUACGCAGCACCCCUUCCUCGUGAACCUGUUUGCGUGUUUCCAGACCCCAGAACAUGUGUGUUUUGUCAUGGAGUACACGGCAGGCGGCGAUCUGAUGAUGCACAUACACGCAGACGUCUUCACCGAGCCCCGGGCUGUGUUCUAUGCCGCUUGUGUAGUUUUAGGGCUUCAGUUUUUACACGAUAACAAGAUUGUGUACCGAGAUCUUAAAUUGGACAACUUGCUGCUUGACACAGAGGGUUACGUGAAGAUUGCAGACUUUGGGUUGUGUAAAGAAGGUAUGGGUUUCGGGGACCGGACCAGUACGUUCUGUGGGACUCCCGAGUUCCUGGCUCCAGAGGUCUUAACAGACACGUCGUACACACGGGCCGUGGACUGGUGGGGACUCGGAGUGCUUAUAUACGAGAUGUUAGUGGGAGAGUCUCCGUUUCCAGGUGAUGAUGAAGAGGAGGUUUUUGACAGCAUAGUGAAUGAUGAAGUUCGUUAUCCACGGUUUCUUUCCUCGGAGGCCAUUGGCAUCAUGAGGAGGUUGCUAAGGAGAAACCCAGAAAGACGUCUGGGUUCCAGUGAGAAAGACGCAGAGGAUGUAAAGAAACAGCCUUUCUUCAGGAAUAUGGACUGGGAGGCUCUUCUCCUCCGUAAACUCCCUCCUCCCUUCCUUCCGACUAUCGGGAACAAAGAGGACGUCAGCAACUUCGAUGAGGAAUUCACAACAGAAGCUCCGGCUCUCACACCGCCCCGUGAACCCCGGGUGCUCUCGCGCAAGGACCAGGACAGCUUCCGGGACUUUGACUAUGUGUCCGACCUCUGCUGAGAGCGCCCUUCGCUGUGAUAGUGCUGUAGAGAGACCUUUCUGCUCCGUCACUCAGCCACGACGAGGUCAAGAGCGGCCAAUCCGAGUGUUUCGCCUCAAUUAUGAAUGUGCUGGACCUGAGAACACUGUGAUGGAAAAAACAGAGGAGUCCGAAAACAGUUAGAACCGGGUUAAAGACAGAAAUCUUUUCCGCCAGCAGGUUUAAAGGUGCAUUUGAUCAUUUUAUUUUUUUAUAGCGCUUCAGCUCAGACUGACACCUAGUGGAUUGGAUGAAGCAUCACACUAAAGUGGUCAGGUACUGAUACCAUGGUAGAAAAGCAUUAUUCACAGUUAGCCAUGAUUCAUUUAUUCAACUAGUCACGUGUGUUACUGAAACAGCUGGGUAGCAUUCACCCGGUCACGUGAUCUCAAAAUAGCCUCUUCAUGCAGAAUAAUACAGGCUACUUAUAUGAAUAGAGGCUUCAUCCCACAUGAACUUUAUUUAGAAGUGCUAUUUAUUGCGUUAGGCAUAACGCAUGUUUUAACAAAGAGAAAAAAUGGUCGAGUGCACCGAUAAACUUGCUGAAAUUUUUGGCUUGUCUUCUACUUUUGAAAAAUGCGCCUUUGUCUUAGUAAAGGUAACGUGAAGGUCAUUUUUUAAACUCGAAGCAAAUCAAUAAAGGUCGCACUGAAGCAUCUCGGUGAACUUUUGCAAGCGAUACGACCAAGAGCAUGCUGGGAAAUGCAUUUCUGUUCAGUCUCACAUUUAGGAACUGGUAACCACUGCAAAAUCUUCCUUCCAUUUCUCGUAUCAUGUCCAGUCAAACGGGACGAUGCUGUCUGAAUUAUUUGCCAUUCUCUAAGGAACUAGAUUAAGAGACACUUUUCUGCAGACACCGUGGCAUUUGAUGGAAAAAGAGAGUUGUUUAAUUAGGCUUGAAUAUUAAUGAACGUGUACUUGGAGCUAAAGACCUCUUUAGACUCGUUCAUCCUGGGUGUUUUCUCAUACUUCAAGCCCAUCGUCUCUUACGUGUUACUUGUGAAAGUGAAGCAUAUUGAAGUAGGACAGCUUGUUCUCCAUUCAUUAAGUGCACUUUAAGUAUGGUCACCUUAAUGAAUUUUUACAAAAGCAAACAAACAACCUUGUAUAUAAAGCUGGUCUGAAGAAAAAAUGCCUUAAAAUAUCGUUCCUUUCCGCCCUACCGUUGGCGUUUUU
Puntigrus tetrazona (Sumatra barb) is the source of this 4166-nucleotide messenger RNA. Its product is annotated as serine/threonine-protein kinase N1-like. The record is from RefSeq and is a predicted model, not a curated record. Lineage: Eukaryota; Metazoa; Chordata; Actinopteri; Cypriniformes; Cyprinidae. Gene Ontology annotation, molecular function: ATP binding; small GTPase binding; protein serine/threonine kinase activity. Gene Ontology annotation, biological process: signal transduction; protein phosphorylation.